Molecule: messenger RNA, 459 nt
Organism: Alternaria arborescens
Lineage: Eukaryota; Fungi; Ascomycota; Dothideomycetes; Pleosporales; Pleosporaceae
Exons: 1
Coding region: 1-459 (152 amino acids)
Source: RefSeq, a predicted model, not a curated record
AUGGCUGACGCAGUCAACGAUGUUUCGCGCGUCUUGGGAUUGACGUGCGCCGUUGAGAGAGAGAUGAAUGGGAUCAUUUCGAUUGAGGACGACGCUGCCAACUCGUUCGUUAUUUCCCGACAAGCCGUGCAGGACAAACUGCUUAGUCCUGUUAUCAAGGCGCUAGAAGAAGAAGAAGAAGAAGAAGAAGAAGAAGAAGAAUCAAACGACGAACCUGAUGUGACAAACACAUCUCGCUCUGCGCAGUUGGCGGAGACUGACGGGACGGCCGUAACGCCAAACUCAAGCAUCGAUGACAGUGAUAUACAGUCCUUGUCCGUUUGCACAGUUACCAUGCUAAAAAAAGCUCUGGUGGCGCUUCGCACUCAAAUAGUAGACGAGAAGGAGAUUGCAGACAAAAGUGGACCUACGAAAAGGAAGAGAAGCAUAUCGUUGAAUGAAGAUACAGAAGGCUGUUAA